AUGCGAAGACCAGCAAGAACUCGGCGUUCAUCCGUGUCGCCUAAAUUAUGUUUUUGCUGUGCAAUCAUCUGUUUGAGGCGUUUCAAGCAUAGCCCCCCGUUAAGGUCGAACCAGCACACCGCUGGCUUUCCGAUGUUGUUCGAUUUCGACAACGCAUCUGCGGCAACAAAAUGCAAUAAUUGCGUCUUCCCAGAGGAGGUUACACCUACGACCUCCACUAGGUCACCCAGUUUGGGACUUGAGUGA
Messenger RNA from Chondrus crispus (carragheen), 246 nucleotides. RefSeq lists its product as hypothetical. The transcript has a single exon. The record is from RefSeq and is a predicted model, not a curated record. Lineage: Eukaryota; Rhodophyta; Florideophyceae; Gigartinales; Gigartinaceae. The coding region runs from base 1 to 246 and encodes 81 amino acids.